AUGCCGAGCGGCAGCGCCGCCGCGGCCUCCCCCGCCGCCGAGCCCGCCGAGCCGCCGCGCCUCCCCCCGCACCCGCCGCCGCCGCUGCUGCUGCUCCAGCAGCGCCUCGCCGGCCUCGGCCUCCGCGACCGCGGCCUGCCCGCCGGCGGCGGAGGGGCGGGGGUGGCCCGCCGGCAAGCCCGGCGGCGGCGGGCGGGUUUGGCGCCGCCGCCCGACCCCCCCGGAGAGCCGGGGCCUGGCGGGGCGGAGGAGGAGGAGGCGGCGGCGGCGGGGGACGAGGGAGACCUGGAGCUGGAGGAGGAGGAGCUGCUGGCGGGGGAGGACGAGGAGGAGGAGGACGACCCGGCCGCGCUGCUGCUGCUCUCCUCGUCCUCCUCGCCCUCCCAGCCGCUCCCGCUGCUGCCGGCGCUGGGCUCCGUCCUGCUCUCGCCCUCCUUCGAUGCGCAGGAGGCGGCGGCGGCGGGGGCGCUCUGCGGGGCGGACGAUCCUCAGGGCAUGAUGGCGGCGAUGCUGUCCCACGCCUACGGCGGCGGCCUGGGCGGCGGCGGCAGCGGCGGGGGGGCGGCGGGCCUCAACGGCGAGCAGGCGGCGCUGCUCCGCCGAAAGAGCGUCAACACCACCGAGUGCGUGCCCGUGCCCAGCUCCGAGCAUGUGGCCGAGAUCGUGGGCCGCCAGGGUUGCAAAAUAAAAGCACUAAGGGCCAAGACAAAUACUUACAUUAAGACCCCCGUUCGUGGAGAAGAACCCAUCUUCGUUGUCACUGGACGAAAAGAGGACGUAGCCAUGGCCAAAAGGGAAAUUCUGUCAGCUGCUGAACACUUCUCCAUGAUCAGAGCGUCACGCAACAAGAACGGUCCUGCCCUGGGAGGCUUGCCAUGUACCCCCAACCUGCCAGGUCAGACGACAGUCCAAGUCAGGGUGCCUUACCGGGUAGUUGGGCUAGUGGUUGGGCCGAAAGGAGCUACAAUCAAAAGAAUUCAGCAGCAGACCCAUACCUACAUAGUCACUCCCAGCAGAGACAAGGAGCCUGUCUUCGAAGUUACGGGAAUGCCUGAAAACGUCGACCGCGCGCGCGAGGAGAUCGAGAUGCACAUAGCCAUGCGUACCGGGAACUACAUUGAGCUGAACGAAGAGAACGAUUUCCAUUACAACGGUACGGAUGUGAGCUUUGAAGGGGGCACUCUCGGAUCUGCGUGGCUUGCUUCCAAUCCUGUCCCUCCUAGCCGCACCAGAAUGAUUUCUAAUUAUAGAAAUGACAGCUCCAGCUCCUUGGGAAGUGGCUCCACAGAUUCCUAUUUUGGAAGCAAUAGAUUGGCUGACUUCAGCCCAACGAGUCCGUUCAGCACAGGCAACUUCUGGUUUGGAGAAACGCUGCCUUCGGUGGGCACGGAAGACCUUGCGGUCGACUCUCCCGCGUAUGACUCCUUACCAACGCCUUCCCAAACCAUUUGGACUCCUUUUGAACCUGUAAACCCUCUCUCCGGCUUUGGUAGCGACCCUGCUAGUAAUGCCAAGCCUCAGCGCCGAGGGAGCCAGCCAUCUACGCCUCGCCUGUCGCCCACGUUUCCGGAAAGCCUGGAUCACCCGCUGGCUAGGAGAGUGAGGAGCGACCCACCUAGCACCGGCCACCAAGCCGGCCUUCCCAUCUACAUCCCCGCUUUCUCCAACGGUACCAACAGCUAUUCCUCUUCCAACGGCGGCUCCACGUCCAGCUCACCCCCCGAGUCGAGACGGAAGCACGACUGCGUGAUCUGCUUCGAGAGCGAAGUCAUUGCGGCCCUGGUCCCCUGCGGCCACAAUCUCUUCUGCAUGGAGUGUGCCAACAAAAUCUGUGAAAAGGAAACGCCAUCGUGUCCCGUUUGCCAGACAGCUGUUACUCAGGCAAUCCAAAUUCACUCUUAAAUAUAUAUAGAUAUUAUUAUAUACGGACUUUUUAAAACUCUUAAAGGCAUGGGUGUAAUGGUACCCUCUAGUAAACUUCCUAAUGAAUUCUGACUGUUGGGCUUUCUUGGGAUUAGGCUGAAGUUGUUAAUAAAUUUCUACUUUCUCAAAAGGCUGCUACGGUAACACUAAACCUAGGUGGUCUCUGUCCGGUUCAGUGUAAGCAGAUGGCAUGUUUAGCAGAGAUACAUCUGCUGUGAUGUUGUGGCACAGCGAGGGGAAGUUUUCAUCAAUUACACAACUGAAAAAACAAAUUUUACAGGCUUUCGAAAGGAUCUCUGUUAAGCGUUUGACUUCUGUGUGAUGGCAGCAAGGAACCUCGUCGCCGAAACGCAGAAGUACUCGUCUGCCAUGGAGGGCUUGUGGCAUUAUCAAUAUAUCAAACAACACUUCCAAUGCUGCCUUCUUUACACUGCCAGUUCUGAAAAACAGGUUUGGGGAAAUUAUUUUUGCUUUGUGUGACAACUUAUGCCUAAUUCUUCAGCAUUGCAGAUACCUUUUUUUUUUAAAAGCAUAGUUUGAUUUAUUGAAAUGGAUGAUGUUAUUGGCAGGUUCA
Molecule: messenger RNA, 2497 nt
Organism: Gavia stellata (red-throated loon)
Lineage: Eukaryota; Metazoa; Chordata; Aves; Gaviiformes; Gaviidae
Gene: MEX3C
Product: mex-3 RNA binding family member C
Exons: 2
Coding region: 1-1902 (633 amino acids)
Molecular function (GO): RNA binding
Source: RefSeq, a predicted model, not a curated record